Messenger RNA from Penicillium coprophilum, 1707 nucleotides. RefSeq names its product Mob1 family protein. Lineage: Eukaryota; Fungi; Ascomycota; Eurotiomycetes; Eurotiales; Aspergillaceae. The record is from RefSeq and is a predicted model, not a curated record. The transcript has 2 exons. Gene Ontology annotation, cellular component: cytoplasm. The coding region runs from base 1 to 1707 and encodes 568 amino acids.
AUGACUGCUGGGGGAGUCUCUCCUUCAAGCUCCCCGCGGCUUCCCAGUCCUCCUCCAUUUACUGAGGUUCAAAUUGGGCCUCAGUCGCCGUCAGUUGGCGAGCCAUUUGGCAAAGACGCAGACCUUCUUGGUGUUGCUAUGGGGGGAAAUGACGGUUCGACGCGCAGAAUCCGGUCAGGGACCAAGUCUGCCAACAUGGCAUCUGGCCCCCCAGUGAUACCCCUUUCGCAGAUUAAUUCUCCAUUCCCGCUCCAGGAACACCUGAAAUCUCAUUACUACAAGCUUGCGGCCCUGUAUCCUAAACUUAUGGAGAAGUACGAUGUGCUUAUGAAGGAGUACGACCAGCAGAAAGGCAAAGCAAUCGACAAGGUGGACCCGAACUACAAUGCACUUAUGGAGGAGUACAAUGUGCUUAUGGAAGAGUACGAUGAGCGAAAGAGCCAAGAGUCUGACAAAGUGGAGAGCGAUGUUGCUAAAGAGCCGACGAAACCGGAGAGCAUUGCAGAAAAGCUGACAGAACCCCCAAAUGGGGUUGAUGAGACACAUUGGAUAUACGAGCUGUGCCGCUUCUUCACUAUGGAAGUUAAUCGUCUGAUCCAGGGCUUUCUCGACGAGAGCCCGCCCUGCUCGGCGCAAACUUGCCCGGAGAUGCGAGUAGUCGAGUGGCAAUAUAUUUGCGCAUUGCACCCCACACAAGCUUGCUGCGCGAUUGACUAUUGCUGCCACACUCUAGAUUGGGCCAUGGACACUCUCACAUCCAAGACUUUGUUCUCCAGCGGAGCUAAGAAGAUAGAAUCUAAAGGUGCCAGACUCUUGCCAGAUAUCUUCCGCCGUCUUUAUCGCAUCUUCGCACACGCAUGGUUCCGGCAUCCUGGUGUUUUUUCGAAGGUAGAAAAGCAAGGCGGCCUGUACGUCUUUUUCAAGACCGUUUGUGUUCACUACAAUCUUGUAGGGGACUACACAAUUCCUCUUACAGCCGGAGGACCCGAUGAAGUCGCAGCAGCCCAGAAAAGAAAAGAGACUGAAGAAAAAAAGAAGGAAGCUGAGAAAAAAGUGACCAAAGAAAGGGAAGCGGAGGAAAAAACUGUUAAUAGCAGCAAUCGCUUCACUAUUCUGCGCAAAGACGGUGAAAGCUCAUUUGAUACCACUGUGGAGAGUCAGGACCCAGCGCUCGUCACUAGCGCCACCACCCGUCGUCACAAACACAGUCCUUCAACGGGCUCGCGUGUUACAACCAUUGCGGAGGAUGCGGAGGAUUCGGAAGAGAUUACGCCAUCCCUGCUGCGUGAGCCCCCCAAGCGAUCGCCCGAACCCCGGCCCGUUUCUGUUUUGGGAAUACAAACUAGAGGGGAAGAUACUGCCACUGAUGAGCAACCUACUGAUGUGGAAAAACACACCGAAGAGCCAGUUGAGGAACCCCAGGAACAGCCACUACAGGCACCCUAUGAGCAGCUGUCUGAAACACCUGAAGAACAGGGGAAAACUGAGCAGGCUGAGCAGAACGAGCACACUACAGAGCUCGUCUCUGAAGAGUCUGCUACGAACACAGAAUUGCCUGUCGAAAAGUGUGUUACGGAAGGCGAUGAGAAUAAGGCUUGCUGCGAAGAGACUACUUCAGCUGAAGAGCCCGAAGCGAAGAUGGAGGCGGCGCAAGAGCCGCCCGUUGCCCCUGAGACUAAAUACGAGCCGGAGAAAGACAAAUCUUGA